AUGGAGCAUCAUGAGUUGCAUCCCUUGAAAGGGGGACAUUUCAGUAUUGACCAAGAUGUACCCAUUCGAGAGGUCAAAGUCACGAAUGCCUAUGAGAAUCCCAGCAGGAAUGGUUCCACGGAGACAUCGCCGAAGCGACUGUUUAAUUUCACCCAGAUCUUCUUCUUUUCACUUACCUACUUGUCUAGCUGGGAGACUCAGGCGUUGAACUUGAGCACAGUCCUCACAAAUGGCGGCCCCCAAGCCCUCGCCUGGGGAAUCGUCAUAGUUGUCUCUGGUGCAAUGGCACAAUCAGCAUCACUAGCGGAGAUGGCCUCGAUGCAACCAAUCGCAGGAGCUCAGUAUCACUGGACCCAUUACUUGGCACCCGAACGCCAGAAGAAGUUUAUCACCUGGAUGCAAGGCUGGGUGACCUGGUUCGCAUGGAUUUCCACACUCGCUGGCGUGGCCAACACCACCGCUACCAUGAUCCAAGGUCUGGCAAACGUGAACUACCCCGAAUACGAGGCAAAGCAGUGGCAUCUAACGCUGAUCAUCAUCGGAAUGCUCGUCGUCGAAGCUUUAAUGAAUAUGUACACCUUUUGGCUCAUCCCAUGGAUCGAGAUGUUAGCCGGUAUCUUACACAUCUGCCUCUUGAUCGUCUUCUUGGUUGUCUUCGCAGCAUUGGCACCUCGACACACACCGGGGUUUGUCUUCCUGCACACGCAGAGUUCCUCGGGGUGGGCAACUUUUCCAGCAUGGAAUAUCGGUCUACUGACCCCAGUCUGGGGGUUCGUCGGCUUCGAUGGCGCAGUUCAUAUGAGCGAAGAAGUCCGCCGAGCAAAACAAGCCGUGCCUCGCUCGAUAUUUUAUACAGUCGUCACGAAUGGUAUCCUCGCCUAUGCCAUGGUCAUCUGCAUGCUCUUUACAAUGGGUUCGGUGGAGGAAGCCCAGAAAUCCAGUUUCCCAAUUAUUGAGAUCUGCCAACAAGCAACUGGCUCUGUGAGUGCCGCCACGGCACUGGUAUGCGGGUUACUCGUCAUCUCACUGUCCGUUAAUCUGGCAAGUAUCGCAUCUGUCUCCCGACUAACAUGGGCAUGGGCACGAGAUGGUGCGUUACCCCGUUGGUUCGCUCAUAUUGACCGCCAACACAACGUCCCAAUCCGAGCCGUCUGGCUCCCUGUCCUAGUAGUAAUGAUCCUUUCCUGCCUCAACAUCGCCGACACAGCAGCAUUUGGCGCAUUCGUAGCCCUAGGUUCGAUAGGUCUCUUCGUGUCAUACUUCAUCGCCAUCAGCUGCAUGGUUCACAACCGAUUCCGGGCGGAUACUGCGCCGAUGGGGGAUUGGAAUAUGGGGAAGUUGGGGCUACCGGUCAAUGUUUUUGCGCUUGUUUAUACGGCUUGGGUGACUGUUUGGUUGGCAUUUCCUUCGGCGUUGCCGGUUACCGGUGAGAACAUGAAUUAUGCAGCGCCGAUCUUUGGGGCUACUACUUUGUUUGCGUUUGGGUAUUGGUUUGUUAAGGGGAAGAGGAGGUGGGAGGGGUUGAAUAAGGAUGUUGUAAGACUGGUUGUGGAGAGGGGUGAGCUUCAGUUGAAGUGA
Molecule: messenger RNA, 1578 nt
Organism: Penicillium antarcticum
Lineage: Eukaryota; Fungi; Ascomycota; Eurotiomycetes; Eurotiales; Aspergillaceae
Exons: 6
Coding region: 1-1578 (525 amino acids)
Biological process (GO): transmembrane transport
Cellular component (GO): membrane
Molecular function (GO): transmembrane transporter activity
Source: RefSeq, a predicted model, not a curated record